This is a messenger RNA of Dicrocoelium dendriticum, 2534 nucleotides long. The record is from the annotation of a GenBank genome assembly. Lineage: Eukaryota; Metazoa; Platyhelminthes; Trematoda; Plagiorchiida; Dicrocoeliidae.
GGCGAGCUUCUCUUGAAACUUCUCCGUUGAUAGAUCAGACCCCUCGUUACCAUCCAGGAGCGGGAUUCCUCGAGUCCACGAGUUCAAACCUUGCCAACACUAGUCUGGGCCCAGCUUCUUUGGGAGAAGACACGGCGUAUAGUCAUAUUCGAGCGAAGCGAAAACUGGAACUCCUUCGCAUCAAUCAGCGGGCUCCCACGAUACCAUCGCCUGUGGGUUGGAGUGGUCCCCUUAGCCACCCGCAGCAAUUUCCGCCCGCCUCAGUUGCAUAUCAACUCUUUUCUUCCGAAGCAGCUUCGAUGCCGAGUUCGCAGUUAUCCCGUGGUAUGAUCCAAGUGCCAGACCACACUGCAACAGAGUACACCUUUGCGCAUCCCAUCUCCACCCUCCAUGAUUUGGCCGCUGUAUCGUCCAGGGAAGCCAUACCUAACACAGCUCCAACUAAGACCAACCUUGGAACCCGUGGGACUGAACAGUUGUGCAUCUGUGGGAACAAAUUAUCCUGUCCGUUGAGUCUAGUGAAGCAGCGACGAUUAGGCACAAAUCCACGUGUACAACGCGGCUUUAUCCGCCUGGCGGCUGUCUUUCGUGGUCGUUUCGUAAGACAGCUUCUUGCAACACACAAAGUGUACGAUCUCAUUCGCACAAUCAAAGACACAGCCAAGCUGGCGCUUUCGAUUCACGUGGAGCGGAAGGCAUCACACACGCUGAAGAGAGCCGAGUCUCAGAACGCGGAAAUCGCAUCACCACAGCCUACCACCGAUUCGGACCAGUUACCUGAUGAGGAACUCAUACUGGAGGCGCGUUUGCUCGCUCAACUCCGUGGGUCAUUGAAUCAGUUGCAUGAGAUAUUCUUCUCUUGGCCACUAUCCAAUCAAAUCGAUCUGCUACGUGUUUCGCGUUCUCUGCCUCAUCGGAACAAACGUGCCACCACACACCCAGAAGAUCUACGUCACAACGCACACGUGUGCGACGCUGCCUGUGAUGAGUGGCCCCAGCGCUGUGCGACCGAACAACGCCGUCGCUGGGGCUCCGUUGCCACCCACGGGGAGUGCAAAGAUUCAUCGGAGUGGACAGGGAAAUCAAACAGGAUGGAGAUGGACAAACCACCCAUGUCCUGCGGCCCCUCCAGCUUGACCAAGCUGAUCGACUCAGUUCGCAAGUCGUGGCCGACGAGUCAGUUAAAGAAAAGAAUCACAUUCCCAGGGUCCAGCCUCGCUGCGCUGGCCUACGGAAACGACCCCAAACAUUUACAACAGCCACGGUGGGACGACUCACAACGAGAACUACUGGAAUGGUUUCAGCAGCAGCAUCAGACAUCUCUCUGUCGAACGCGCAAAAUCGCCGCAGGAUCGCACCGAACCCCGGAAUUCGACUCUAGAGGCGUCUUACACUCCUGUGCGCCAGUACACUCCGCCAUCAGUAAGCAGACUGCUAGCCGAAUCAGCGUGCCAUGUGAUGCGAAAGGAAACUGCCCCUUGCCCAGUUCGAAACCAAAAAUUGGGUCACGCAUCUCUAUUCGCAGCACACAAGUAGUCACAACAGCUGCGACUGGAACGCCGAGACUUCGAGCACAAUCAAAUCAUAAACAGUGUGGUCAGCGGAAUAUACAGUCGCUUAAAUCGGUAUCAGCAGCGUCGAGUUCUGUUGCGCUCCACCGAGGCCGCUCUACGCCACUAGCAUUCCUCCAGAAACAACCACUCGGCCACAGGCAUCAAUGAAAAGCGUCACUUACAGAACAAAACUUGUGAAAGUAAAGGGAGCUUUGGAUCUCAGCACAGACCACAAGAUACAAUAUUCUCUGAGGCAGAAACAACCGGUUCCAUUAAUCCGAGCGCAGUCCUCGUUGAAUCUCAGACGCAGUCGGGUGUACCUGAAGCACCACCAGGUCUAUCGAUCCACUCCAAGUCUGACCGAUUCGGCGGUGGAGCCACCCCAAGCACUCUCCAACGCUCACAGCAACCAUCUGCGAGAUCCUCAAACAUGGUCAGACGACCUGUCUCAGGACCAUUGGGGAAAGCUCGAACGAACGUAACGGACGACAGUCAACAUCCUGUCAGGUACCGUAUCAUCUCGUCCCCAUAUCCACCGGAUUCGUCCGCGUUUCUCUCAACUUCCAGACGCUGUACACUUCAAUACCCGCUAUACAAUCACCAAUCUGGGCGCACUACAUCAGUGGAUGCUAGGCGAAUUGUAUCGACUUGUGAAGAGCCCACUGCUGGAGCUCCACGUCGGAUAAACCGCUGGGGUGAUGAGAAGUUUCAGAAUAGGAAUUCACUAUUCGAGUCUACGUAAGAUGAUGCUUCUAGCUGCUCAACUGGAUGAAGAAACUCAGACAGUGGAGCCGCAUAUUAUCAGAACUCCACUGGAGUGUAAUGAUCAUCUGCUUGCAAUUCACUUGGAUUGCAGUCUUCUAGGGAUACGCAAACAUAUCUUUUUACUUUUAUUUACCUUGUUUUCUAACCGGUGAUCCCUCGCGCUAUGUCUGUUUUAUGUCAUGUGACAAGGACAACGCUACGCUCUAUGUCAGGCCA